Messenger RNA from Priceomyces carsonii, 8502 nucleotides. RefSeq lists its product as uncharacterized. Gene Ontology annotation, biological process: microtubule cytoskeleton organization; maintenance of protein location in cell cortex. Gene Ontology annotation, cellular component: cellular bud tip; cell cortex; mitochondrion. The record is from RefSeq and is a predicted model, not a curated record. Gene Ontology annotation, molecular function: tubulin binding; phospholipid binding. Lineage: Eukaryota; Fungi; Ascomycota; Pichiomycetes; Serinales; Debaryomycetaceae. The coding region runs from base 1 to 8502 and encodes 2833 amino acids. The transcript has a single exon.
AUGUCAGGCAACCAGAAAUCUUCCCCUUCGGAAGAUAUUCGGGGUCAGCUAUCAGAUAUUCAAAAAAAGCUAUUCAGUUCAUCAAUCAAAACAAAGGUUCCAAGAGCUUCGAAACAUGAGAAAGAAAAUAUUUAUCAAGAAGAGGGUACCGAAAAAUCACCUGUGAAAGGUAGAUCACAAAGAAUUCCUAUGCCGGUGGUUCCCAAACCGCAUCUGAUGUCUAGUAUGGGGCCUGAAUCAAAAGGUAAUGACAUGAAUUUCGUUGUAGGGUUAAGUGAGAACUUGCUAGGCGAGUGUAGACGACUAAACACAGAAAACCACAACUAUAAGACCAGGCUUAAAACGGCUCUUCAUGAAUUAGAGGGGUUUAAACAAGAAUGCAAAAGGCUAGCGAGCUCAAAAGAUUCUCAAGACAUGGCUGAAGCAGACUUAAAGGAAAAGAAUUGGGAGUUGGAAACCAACCUAGCAACCUUAAAUGAAAAGUUUUCAAGCCUAAAUUUGAGCAAAGAGAAGUUAUUGAAACUCAACGAAGAAAAAGAUGCAUCAGUUAAUAAAAUUCAGAAGGACUACGACGAGUUAAUCAUCAAAAACAAGACUCUCAUGGAUAAAUACAAUGCCUUGGAAUCUACAUAUUCCAAAGAAUUGAGCGUUCUUAAUGAUAGAAUUGGAGAAUUAAAUGAUGAAAAUGAUCAAUUGCAUUUGAAAAUAGCGUCCACCAGUGAUAAAAAACUAACACAGGAUGUUGAGGAAGAUGUGCCUAGUGACAACGCCUCAGAGAGCAACGUACGUGAAGAUUUGACCGAGAUAGAUAGCGUACUUAUUGAUCCUGUUCCUUUGGACUUACCCUCAUCUGAUCCUCUGAACCCAAGUUUGGAAAUCGAGAACUUAAGAGCUUUAGUAGCACGCAAUAAUAACACAAUUUCAAAAUUGAGAAAUAGUCUUUUGAAGAAGGAAAGGACUCAAUUAGAGACAAAAUCACCAUUAAAGACGACCGCUAAUAGGAAGUCCAUCUCUGACAAGUUCGCAAAUUCAUUUCUGAAAAUUUCACCAAGUAAGCGGAAUUCAAAAUUCUUUGUUUCAGAUGACGACAGUGAUUUCACCAAUCAAUUUGGUAACGAUAGUGAGGCAUGGGAAGAAUUUAUGGAGCAAAAUCUAGCCUCAAGUAGCCCACUUAAAAUUUCCAAAUCUUCGUCCGGAAAUCAUACGGCCCACAUUCCCGUAUCUGGUAGUAAAGCAUAUGAUUCCUUUAAUGACACCAUUCGGACAAACUCAGAUACUGAAAUGGAUUCUUCUCCUCGUGAAAAGGUUGCAUUAUACAAUGAGCUCGUCGGUGCUUUACCUUCUAGAGAGGAAGUUGAGAGAUUUGCAAAAGAGAACGACAUGGUAAUCAUAUCGUCUCAUGAAUAUCAAAACUUAAAGGACGAGGAAAUUUCAGACGAGAAGUUAAAAGAAUUUGCGAGCUGCAAGGAUUGUGUGGUAAUAGAAAAAGAGGAAUAUGAAAGAUUUUUGGAUGAGAGAGAGAUGGCAGAGAAGAUUAAGUCUAAGAGUAUAGUAACCUUACCAUCAGAAGAACUCGAACACCUUCAUAAGGUUCAAGACCAGUUUGAUAAUCCUAAUUUGGAAUAUCUUUCCACCAAAUUAAAUAAUUUUGGGUUCAAUAAAAUCGACAAAAUAGAGUAUGAGAAAAUGCAGCAAAUUAUUCAUGAUUAUGAUAAUCCUUCAUCCAAUUACUUGAUUGAACACUGCAAUGGGAAAAAUUUGAAAGCUUUGAAGUCCGACGAAUACGACCAGUACUUGGAAACAAUGACGAACUUAGAAACACCAACAAAAGAAUAUUUGGCAGCGAGAGCAAAUGAUCUUGGUUUAAUUUUAACUUCUUCUAACUACUAUGACGAACUUACAGCGCUAGCGAAUCUGCCAUCUGAGAGCCACAUUAUUGAAAAAGCAAAAGAAAAAGGACUAGUGACUUUAUCGGAAGAAGCACAUAAGAAACUUGUUAGUCCUAACCUUGAAUCAUUGAAAUCAAGCGCAGAAAAGUUCAACUCAAUUAUUCUUACUAAGGACUUGUAUAAUAAUCUCAUAUAUCCUAGUAAGGAAAAACUAAACGAAACUUGUCAGUUGAGGAAUUUGGUUACUUUAACUCAAGAGGAUUUUGUCGCUUUGAAGAAGGUUGCUGAAGAACCUGAUUUGGAGCAUUUAAAAAAUCAUGCUCCGAAGCACAAUCAAAAAUUACUUUCUAAUGAAGAAUACACGAUGCUCACGCUCAAAGCUGAGAAUCCUUCUUUGGAUACUAUGAAUUCAACUGCUGCUGCGUUAGGAUAUGAAAUUAUAAAGAGGGAAGAACUUGCAGAUAUAAAAACCCUAGCAGACUCUCCUAGCCUUACUCAUGUAAAGAUGCAUGCAGAGCUCCAUGACUUGAUAUGCUUACAAAAGCAAGAAUACGCAACGCUAUAUAAACAAGCCAGUGAGCCGUCAAUGGAGGUUAUCUCACCAAGAUUAGAACAAAUAGGUCAUAAGGCUAUCAGAAGAGAACUCUUCGAAGAACUAGAAACCCUUGCAAAUCAUCCAACUAAGGGACAUCUCGAUGUCAAAGCAGAAAUCCUUGGCUGUUUGGUUGUCACUCAAGAAGACUUCAGAGCCUUAGAAGAUCUCGCACAUAAUCCUCCUUUGAAACACAUCGAGCUAAAGGCUACUGCAAAAGGAAUGGUAGUGGUCAGGGAAACUGAUUAUAAGGAAGUUACUAGCUUGGCAAAUAACCCAUCUAUUGAAACUGUACUGGAAAGAGCAAGGGCGCUUGGCUUUUCUGUUAUCUCCACAGCGGAGGUUGAAAAGUUAGAAGAACUUGCCUAUAACCCUUCUAUUGAUCACUUAAGUCUGAGAGCUGCUAAACAUGAGCACACCUUGAUUAGCAAAGACAGAUAUGAUAAAUUAUCCAAAAUGGCACACAAUCCUGAACUUUCAGAUCUUGAAGUUAUGGCCAGUAAGUUUGGCUGCGCAGUACUAGAUGAAAAUAUUUAUUCCAAACUUAAGGAAAUAGAAGUAUCACCAUCUUUAGACUUUCUUCAAGAAAAAUCAUCGUCGAUUAAUUAUACAAUGAUUAAAAGUCAGGAUUUAAAAGAAUUAAUAAAAAUCAAGGAAGACCCAGAAAUAGGUCUAAUAAUGAAAAUGUCUUCUAGACUUGGCUAUGAUGUGAUUGAAAAAGAAGAAUACUCCAGAUUGUCGGCUCUUGAAAAAUCUCCUGACAUUAAUUUUAUAACAAUCAAAGCGACUGAAAAUGGUUAUGAUGUUAUCAGACGCGAACAGCAUGAAAAAUUAAAACAAUUGGUGGAAAAACCAACCAUAGAGGAUAUAUCAGAUAAAGCUGGGGAAUUAGGAUUCAUGGUCUUGUUAAAAACUGAUUACGAUGCUUUAAUUUCUAUCUCGGAGACCCCAUCGUUAUCACAUAUUGAAGAUAAAGCAGGCGAGCUUGGCUGUACAGUAAUCGAUAAUGAGACAUAUGGGCGUAUUAGAAGAAUUUCGACCAAUCCGACAAUUGACGAUGUCAAUUCAUUGGCUUCCAAACUUAGUCUUGUAAUAAAAACGAAGGAAGAAUAUCUUGAUUUAGAAAGACUUGCUCUUAAUCCAGAUAUUGGAGAUCUUCGAACAUCUGCAGAGAGGUUAAACUUGGUCAUUCUAGAAAAGAGAGAUUACGAAAGCCUCUCUUUGUUGGCCAAAAAUCCAGAUAAGGAGCAUUUGGGUAGGAAAUGCAAGGAGCUCGGGUUAGUAGCUAUUACGAUGGAAGAAUAUGAGAGAAUUAUACAAAAGGCUGAACACCCCUCCACUACGCAAGUACAUCAGGCAGCCUCAUCACACAAUAUGGUCGCAAUUCCGGAGACUGAUUACUGUGACAUGCGUUCUAGAGCUUUUGAGCCUUCAGUCGAAGAUCUUUCGAAGGCUGCGCAAAGACUUGGAUAUAACUUGAUUUUGGAAUCAGAACAUAAUUUGUUCAGUAAUCCAUCUGUAAGCUUCUUAAAAGAGAAAGCUUUGGGGCUUAAUAGUACGGUGUUGGAUAAUGUGGAAUAUAGUAAAAUUCUAAGGCAGAUUGAAGAACCAAGUCGUGAAUUUUUGGAGGAAAAACUAAGAAAGUUUGGUCUAGUUCCAGUCGAGACCAUUGAAUUAAAUAAAUUGAAGGUUCUUGCCUAUAAUCCUUCAAUGGGGCAUCUUGAAAAAAUAGCUAACGAGAAUGAAAUGUUAUUGGUCAAAUCAAAGGAUCAUAUAAAAACGUUAACUUUGCUUAAGCCCGAAAGCAGGGAUACUAUAGAGAAGGUGGCAGAAGAUGCGAAGUUAUCAAACCACUCCUUUAUACCGACGAUUGAAUUGGAGAGAAUUUUGAAGGAAAAUAGUAAAACCCUAUCAGAUCGUGUCUACGAAGCAAAUUUAACCUUGGUUAAAACUUCUGUAAUAAAUAGUCUAUUAAAUGCAUCUGGUUCACUUACUGUUGAGGAUUUGAUGGAAAGUAUAGAAUCGCAAAAGCUUGAAAUUGUGUCUUCAUCGGAAUGGCUGAAGCUAAGAUUGAGAGCUUCGGAGCCUCUAGAGGAAAUAGCAAAAAGCCAUAAUAAGAUAGUUUUAACCAAAGGCGAAUACGAUGAUUUUAGUACUCGUCUGUCUUUACCAUCAAUUAAAAAAGCAGCCGAAAUUGAAGGAUAUAGUUUGAUUGCAAUUGAAGAACUAUCGGCUUUGAGAAAGGUCGCUGGAAGUCCAAUUGAAACACGCGCUCAAGAAAUUGGUAAGAUAUUGAUUCCUCGUAGCGAGUACGAGAACAUGAUUCAAACCCUCCGUACGCCGCCCAUCGAGUUCAUUAUUGAGAAGGCGACAUCUUAUGAUUCUUCAGUUAUCUCUCUGUCAAGGCUUGAAGAAUUGGAAAGUUACUAUGACAAACCGCUUAAUGAAGUUGCUGAAAGUUCAAAUAAGAUAGUACUUGAUAAAAAGGAUCAUGGUAUAUUAUUGGAAGAGUACGAAGGUUUGAUCCGGGAUGCUGAAAUUUCACUCGAGGAAAAAGCGAAAUCUGAGAACAUGAAAUUAAUUCCAGUUAACGUAUAUGACGACUUGAUCAGAGACAAGCAGAGCUUAGAAAAAGGCCUCGAGACACCAACAGUCUCGUACUUGGAGCAAAAAGCGAAAUGUGAGAACAUGAAGCUAGUUUCAGUUGAUGUAUAUGACGCUUUAAUCGAAGAGAAGCAAAAUUUUGAGCAAAGUAUCAAAACUCCAACAGUCUCGUAUUUAGAGGAGAAAGCGAAAUGCGAGAACAUGAAACUAGUUUCAGUUGAUGUAUAUGACGCUUUAAUCAAAGAGAAGCAAAGUUUGGAGCAAAGUAUCAAAACUCCCACAGUUUCGUAUUUAGAGGAGAAAGCCAAAUCUGAAAACAUGCAACUAGUCCCAACUGAACAAUAUGAAGCUUUAAUCAGAGACAAACAAAGCUUAGAAAAAGGCCUCGAGACACCAACAGUCUCGUACUUGGAGCAAAAAGCGAAAUGUGAGAACAUGAAGCUAGUUUCAGUUGAUAUAUAUGACGCUUUAAUCAAAGAGAAGCAAAGCUUAGAACAAAGUAUUGCAACACCAACAGUUUCCUAUUUAGAAGAAAAGGCAAACUUGCUUGACCGUGUUGUCUUACGUGAAAAAGAAGCAAGCGAACUCAAACUAAAGGCAAAUGAAACAAUUCAAGAAAAAGCAAAGGAUCUUUCUCUUAUUAUAGUGGAUGCUGAAUUUUAUGAAAACUUACAGAUGGAAGCUAAUGAGAGCUUGCAACAAAGAGCAAAACGGGAAGGAUUUAAUUUAGUAGAAUCGUCACAGUAUAAUGCGUUGAUCAACCCUAAUUUAGACGAACUAGAGCAACAUGCGAAAAGGCACAUGCAUAGCAUUAUUGCGACUCCAGCAUUAAUUGAUUUAGAGAAAGCAGCAAAAGAGUCCAUAAAUGAGAAGGCAGAAAAUUCGAAUCUCUUAAUAAUUGAGCCUGUUGAAUAUCAAAAUUUGAAAUCAAAAGCGGAAAGGCCAUCUUUUGACUUUAUGAAAGAAAAAAUCAGCUCAUCUGGAUAUACCGUGAUUCCUGAGACCGAGUUAGUAGCCCUUAAGGUAAAGAGUUCGAAGACACUAGAGGAGAGUGCAAAGGAUGAAGGUAAGAAACUUCUUUCAUACGUCGAGUAUGAUGAGUUGGUUAACCCUUCCUUAGAUAAGUUGCACGAGACUGCAAGUAGCUUUCUGUACAAACUCUUUCCAGAAUCUGAACUAGCAGCACUCAUAGCCCGAGACUCUGAGACUUUGGAAGAGAAGGCUAUACGAGAAAACCUAAAGUUAACCACAACCGACUAUUUGAAAGAAUUGGAAGAGCCCUCCGUUGAACGUCUAAGGGUUUUAGCUCUGGCUGUUGAUUGUGUCUUAAUUCCCAGCUCUUCUUACGAUUUCCUAAAAGUAAAAUCUUUGAAAACAGUCUACGAGUUAGCAGAGGAGGCUUCCUUGAAAUUAUUAGGUACACAAGAAUAUGACGACUUGUUGUUAAAGGCGAAUAAGCCUUCGAUUAAACAAAUCGAAGAGAGUGCGAAGGAAAAUGGGUUGAUUACCUUGCCAAAAGAAACGCUUAAAAAGUUAGAGGCAAGAGCAGACGAGUCGCUCGAAGAAGCUGCACAAAGGUAUAAUAUGAAAGUUAUUAGUAAUGAAAAUUAUAAAGAUUUGGUAUGUCCUUCUAUAGAGCUAUUGGAGAAAAAUGCCACUGAAAUAGGGAUGAAGAUAAUACCCAUGGAUCUGUCGAAUAUAAACAAAGAAUCUAAAAAUGAAAGUAUGAAGAUUGACGAAAAUCAUUAUGAAACACUACUGAGUAAGAAUUCUGCUUUAUUGCAAAAACCUGAGCCGCUUGAAGUUUUCAAUCUCGGUGAAAAUAAUAACAGUUCAGAUAAUGUAGCAGAAGCGUCAGCAGUUUCGUUGGAAGAUUCAGGCAUCAAAAAAGUGACAUCCGAUGAUAACAAUGGUGCAGCAAUGUCGAGUUCCCAGGAUCUUGCGAUAGAUGAAGACCAAGUUGUCUUUCAGGAUGCUGAAAAUUCGUUUAUUCUUAACGAAAAUGAGCUCAGGAUGAGCGCCGAAAGGCUCGGCUUAAUUGUUGUACUGCAGAGUGAAUAUGACUUAUUCAUAAGUGAAAAUGGCAAAAAUAAAAUGGUCCCAGAGUCUGACAUUCAUGAACUAAAGCAACAAAUAGCUGAAAAGGAUUCUCUUAUAUUUGAUCUCAAGAGAGCACAUUUGACAAAAGAAUCGCUUAUUGCAAAGCUGAAAGAUUUUAAUCUUGUAUUCUUGGAUAAGACUGACUACGAGAAGCUCAAAAAAGAUACAGACAGGCAUGAGCAGACGGAACUGAAGAGUUUAGGGUUAAGUGGAGACUCCAAGGUAAACAAUGAAGUACAGCCGGCUCCAGAACUUCCAAACAAGAACCUUGUUUUUGAAAGAGUGCGUGAAAUGGGAUUUAUGUGUAUUCCUGAGUCUUGUGCUAUCAAUGUAGAAGAAAGACCCAUAGAUUUUACUAAAGUCACAAUUUUGCCAACAUCUUAUUAUUCAAGCUUGGUCGAUUCUAAACUGUCGCCUGAGAAGGAUAUAUCCGAAGUCGAAUUUAAAAACUAUGCAGAAAAAAAUGGAUACGAGGUUCAAAAGCUUCCCCAUGGAACAGUUGAGACAACCGUUGGCUCAUUUACUACGAAGCCUACUUCUGCAGAUUUAGCUACCCCUCCAGUGACUGCCAUUCGUGAAAAAGGCUCAAUGAAAAAUAUUGGGAACCCCCUCAAAAAGACCACGAUUCCAAAAUCACAUUCAGUAGCAUCAAUGUUGUCUCAUGCACCAAGUGUAGUUGACUCACUUCGAACAACAGGUGGUUUUUCUAUGAUGACAAAUGCUUCAUUGACAGAUAGGUCAAUGAUACCAGCCAUUACACAGGUAGUAAUUGGAGAAUACUUAUUCAAAUAUUAUCGUCGUUUGGGACCAUUUAGUGCAAUUUCUGAAACUCGCCAUGAGCGUUACUUUUGGGUUCAUCCAUAUACUUUAACAUUAUACUGGUCUGAAAACAACCCUGUAUUAGGAAAUCCAUCACACGUGAGAACAAGAGCAGCUGCAAUCAUCGACGUUGAAAGUGUACAAGAUAAUAAUCCUUUACCAACUGGUAUUUAUCAUAAGAGCAUUGUAGUACGCUCACAAGGAAAGAGUGUUAAAUUUACAUGUGCUACAAGAAAACGCCAUAACAUUUGGUACAACGCUUUACGAUACUUAAUUCACCGAAAUAUGGACGAUUUGAUAAUAGAAAAAGAUGCUAACGAUGACAGUGACAAUAACUUUAAGGAAGACCAACUGGUCUCUAACUCCCAUAAGAACGAAGAAAUUUAUGACCCUGGUGAACGCCAAGUUUAUCCGAGAUCAAGAGUAGUAUCUACUCCCACUGGAAUUAAGACACCUGCGAAAACGAAAGUGAGUAGAUUCAAUUCUUUACGCAGAUGA